Molecule: messenger RNA, 4373 nt
Organism: Musca domestica (house fly)
Lineage: Eukaryota; Metazoa; Arthropoda; Insecta; Diptera; Muscidae
Gene: l(3)76BDm
Product: trafficking protein particle complex subunit 8
Exons: 13
Coding region: 218-4270 (1350 amino acids)
Biological process (GO): protein localization to phagophore assembly site; endoplasmic reticulum to Golgi vesicle-mediated transport
Cellular component (GO): phagophore assembly site; cytoplasmic vesicle; TRAPPIII protein complex
Source: RefSeq, a predicted model, not a curated record
UAUUGCCAGUGGGUGUUUUUGUUAUUAGACUAGAGCAAUUCGCAAUAAAAAAGCAAAGAAAUCGUUGUAUUGGAAUCAUUUAGUGAGAAAACAAAAUAAUUUGUAAACAUUAUUGUAUUUAUACAAACUACAAUUGCGUGUUGUUGCCUCUGGUUUAUUAAUAAGUAUUAUAUGCAACGUUUAUACUAGUUAAAAACUGUGCAAAACAAGCAGGAACAUGAUCCAUUUAACUGGACAGAAUUACAAUUCCCGUGAUAUUGUGCAAAAUAUAUUCUCACCAUUGAUUGGUGUCCUGUGCAGUCCUCAUGCAGACGAGGUGUGUCAUCGAAACAACCUGUCGUUUGCGGAAUUGUUACAGCCUUUUGCAAAGCUGCAAAAUGAUGCCCACUUUCGCGAUGUGACGGGUACCAGUGUUUCCAUACGUGGCUUACGUUUGAAUUUUUGCGAUGUCGACUGGCGACCACCACAAACUGUGUUGGCCAGAAAAAUGCUCAACGAAUCGGUGACAAACGCCCACAAUGAUAAAACAAAAAUGGUCCACCUGUCCGACAUCUCCUUGGAAGUACCCACAUACGAGCCAUGGUUUGAAAAUUGGCGUGAAACCUUUUUAACCGUACAGUUUCCAGCAGACCACGAGUUCACCAGACAUCUGCUUAGCUGCCUAAUAGUCUUGUCCAGCAGCGAGCCGAAUAUUGUGGAAACGGCCCAUAAGCUGUCCCAGCGCGUACAUCAAAUGCAAAGCGUUACACCGGCCCAGAAAUUACCCAAAUGGUUUCAAUCGGCCGAUGUCCUCAACAGUUAUGUGGUUUUGCACGAAGGCACCCAGGGUGAUUUGUCCAAGGCCCAACAGGGCUAUGAAAUGCUCAAGUCAACCUUUGGUGAUGCAAAAUGCUUUCUCAUACAGUUAAAUUCACUCGACGUCCAUGUCGGUGGCAGUGAAGUGCCCGACUAUUGGACGGCGUUUUUAAAACGUCAACCCAAGACGGGUGAAACUGGUCAAAGUGGUGGUGGCAGUCUUGGAGAUCCAUUGAGUGGCCAUAAAACGCCACAAGAUGGUGUGUCAAGUAUUGCCAUGCCAGCCAUGCAAAUGUCUUUGCUAAGUGAGGCUGUAAACAGCACCGAGGCCAGUGAUAUGGGAAGCAUAUUACAUCCCCUAAGUCCGGUACAGGAAAAUGCCACAGAGGCAAUAAAUUCGAAGUUUUCGGUAAGCAGUGAAAGCAUUGCCUCGCAGACCAUAAAUCCCAAUGUGUGGACUGGUGAUUUUGAUGCUCCCCAUGGUCAGUGCUUGAAUGCCAUGGAUGUGGAGAAUAUUAAACAUUUUGUGCAGGAUUAUGCGGUGAGGGCAUUGAUACCCUAUGUGGAACAUUUAGUGGGCAUAUUAACGGAAGCGGUCACCAACAAAAAGGGCGUGAGCAAAUCCUUGCUAAGUGCCACCAAACGCUGGUUUGUAACCAGCAAACCCGGGGCAAGUGCCAGCAAUCAAAAUGCUGUAAUAUACACCCACGAAUCGGCGGAGUUACAAACCCGCAAAUUGGGAGACCUCUACUUCAUGUUUGGACACUACAAUAUGGCAUUCCAGGCCUAUCAUCAGGCCAAACGAGACUUUAAUGCCGACUCAGCUUGGCAAUAUUACGCUGGAGCCCUGGAAAUGGCUGCCUUGUCGGCCUUUAUGCUGGGCACGGCCAAUCGCAAGACCUAUGACUAUAUGGAAGAUGCAAUUGUUUGUUAUUUGAAUACCUGCAAAUUACAACAAUUUGCCACGCGGGCCACUUUACUGAGCAUGGAAUGUCUGAAAACGGCACGAUUAUACGGUGAAGCAGCUAAACAAUUGAUACGUAUGACUAGUGAAGAGUCUGAUUUGCGUUCAGCCCUGCUAUUGGAACAGGCUGCCUAUUGCUUUUUGAACUCUACACCAGCCAUGUAUCGUACAUAUGCCUUUCAAAUUGUCUUAUCUGGCAAUCGUUAUUCUCGUGCCGGCCAGCGUAAACAUGCCUAUCGUUGUUAUGCUCAGGCCUAUCAAGUUUUCCAGCAGAAAAGUUGGAGUUUGGCCGAAGAUCAUAUCCAGUACACUAUGGCUAAACAGGCGUAUAUGUUGAAAAAACUUGAAGAGGCUAGCCGGUCAUUUGCACAUCUCUUGCGACCGGGUAGUUUGCAAAAUGGCAAUCAACAAUUGAGCUUUUUGAAAGAGUUUAUACAGACUCAAAAUGAGUUUGUUAAACGUCAUCCCGAAAUGGGUCUCAUACCUCAUGCUCUGCCCCAUGUGGUGCAAGAUUCCAUCAAAGUCUUAACUUUAUCGCCACCACCUGUGGUCACACCCCACCACCUACCGGCAACAAAUAUAGACAUAAAUACGGAUUUGAGCGAUGAAUCAGUUUGGCAUAAAUUAGAGGAAAUGAUUGUAACCACUGCAUCGGCAAAUAAGCCAUUGGUAUUCAAGCCCUCGCGUAGUUUGUUUACCAAAGAAAAUCCCACACUUGAAUCCCCAUUGGCCGUUCAGGGAGAACCCAUUGAGUUAUCCGUGACCAUAACAAAUACCAUUGGUUGUGGCAUAAUAUUCAGCAAUGCUGAGCUAUUGUGGCGUUUAAAAUUGGACAAUGAUGAGGAGUUGAAUAAUAUGUGUUUGUUUGAAUCCGCCGGCAUGGAGAAUCCAAAUACCACAGCAGUCAGGGCUGCCAUUAAAUCAGGCCCGCCCCAGUCCGUACAAUUGGAUGAGAAGGCCAGCCAGACAUUGUAUUUCAAAUUGACGCCAAAACUAACUGGCCGUCUGACAAUUGUGGGCAUUGUUGGUCAGGUGGCAUCUGCUGCCGAGCCCAAUGCCUCUCUUUUGGGUUCAUUGCAAUUUGAAACACAAAUUCUCAAGGCACCUGGUAAUAAGGCACCCGCAUUUGAUCAGAAAUUAAAUAUACGCAUCAUACCCACACUGCCGUCGUUAAGUGUUAGCUUCUCGGCCAUACCCAAUGACUUAUUGGCCGGAGAAAUUAUUCCCCUCACUAUUUCGUUUCGCAAUGAAAACAUCAAACCCAUUGAAGAGAUCUAUUUGGGUUGUGAUAAUCCUCGCUGGCUGACACUGCAAGAUAAGGAUGACAAGAUACCGCUGUCGCUAAUGAGUUCCAUUAAAGACCUUUCCAACGAGAAACUGGUAAAAGACAAAGAGAUACGCCAACAACAUGUUUUUCGUUUAUUCCGAAACAAAUCCACGUCCGCCCUUAAGGCCCAAGAUACCACAACUUUGACGUUGUGGCUUCAGGCCCCCUUUGAAAAUGGCGAGUUUACUUUGCGUCUCUUGUUCUAUUAUGCCUUGCCUUCGGAGACAACGAGUGCCAGUGGUGGCAAUUUGAAAUAUCGUUUAGUUCGACACAAAUGGCAAUUUAAUAUCCACGAAUGUCUGCAUGCUGAGGCUGCGUGCGUUCUAAGCAACUCGUCCAAUGGUGAAUUGGGUAUCAAUUUGGAAGUGCGCAAUGAAAAUAAAAUGCACCAUCCCCUUAUGGCCGAGAUAUAUGUGAAUUCGCUGGCCCUGUACUGUGAAAAGUUCCAGCUGAAUAAGGAUAAGUUAUAUCCCAUAAACCAAAUGGAAAUUGCUUCAGGAUUACUUGGAGAAAAUUGUAUAAAACCCUCCAAAACAGCCAGUUACCAAUGUCGCCUGAUGCCAAGUCACGCCAACGGUGCGGCAAACGAAAAUAAACCCUUACCCCAAAACUUAUUAAAGGCACGCCUCUCCCACCUGGAUAUGAUGCCAUCAAAACUACAACAACAACACGAACAGAAUUUACCCAAAAUGUUUGAAUUACAUAGUUUUCUGGCCAACCACGAAACCGUCUACUUCAAUGCCAGCAUUACGACGGAAGAAUUCAAUAACAUUGUUGCCUCCUAUGAACCCCAUACGACAAUAGCCAUCUGCUGGACAGCAGCUAUUGUACAGAAUUCCAUACAACGACAGGCUUAUGGACAACAUUUCAUACAAUUGAAAACGAUAUACGAAAAGAGGACAUGCCCCCUGCAAACGGAUGAAAUUAAACAAUUCAAAAGUAAUUUGGAUCGUGAUCAGUUGCAGCAUUUAAAUAUCCAACAGUUUUGUGAUAAACAUCCACUGGAAAUCAAUGCCAUAUUGUCACAAAUGGAGGCGGCAGACCGGAGCACAGAACGUUAUUUGCCAUUUGGUGAUGCCACUGCCGAGGAGGGGGAAGAUGAUUUUUGGGAACCCAAUGAAAUGUAUGUGGGACAACGUUGUCUGCUGGAAGAUGAAAGUUUUUUGCUAGCCACUAAAGCUUAAAAGGAUAAUUGUUGCAAUAAGUUAUAAAUAUUCCAUUGUUUACUUAAGACGACAUAAUGCAAAAUAAUAAAGGUUAAUGUAUUUUUAGAAAUCAAGAUUGAAA